GCUUCAAAGCCCCUUUUCAUUCAUACAUAUAGUAGUGAACUCUGGGUAUUACUCUAGUUUCAUCAUGACAACAUCAAAGGUUCACUCUGAGCGCAGCAAGAAGCUUCACCAGCUCGCCAAGAAGACGAGCACGGUAAACCGCAACCGCAAGUCCCCACGCCUUUACAUGAAGGGAACGUUGGCCGGUUACACCCGUGGUCUUCAUGGGCAGGUCAAGAAGACGGCUCUCGUGCGCGUUGACAACGUCAACACUCGUAGCGACGCUGAUUGGUAUGUUGGAAAGCGUGUGUGCUACGUGUACCACGGCUACAAGGUGAAGCAUUGUGUGCGUUGGAGCAAGGCCCCUGCACGGCGCAGCAACACACGCGCCCUCUGGGGACGUGUAACUCGUCCCCACGGUAACUCUGGUAUGAUGCGCGUGAAGUUUAAUGGCGCGUCGGUUCCCGCGUCUGCCAUUGGCCGCCGCAUUCGUGUGUACUUGUACCCCAGUCGCAUCUAAAUCCUGCGAGUGGUGAAUGCAUAUUUGAGAACAGCUUCGAAGCAAAGGGUUGACUUUUUAGCUCUGAAUACUCUUUUUUAACAUUUUUUAAACUA
This is a messenger RNA of Phytomonas sp. EM1, 594 nucleotides long. The record is from the annotation of a GenBank genome assembly. NCBI's taxonomy places the organism in Eukaryota, Euglenozoa, Kinetoplastea, Trypanosomatida, Trypanosomatidae.